AAAUUGAAAGCAAAAUGACGCUGGCACAUCGCGCGCUCUUUACAUGGUUCAUAGUCUUGGUGUUCCUAAUACUGCUCUGCUUGCGGCUAGAUCCUCGCACCACCUGGAACUGGUUUGUCACCUUCACGCCGCUCUGGUUCUUCGACUGCAUUUUAAUUAUUUACGUGCUAAUCAAAUUUAUACGCAAAUGGCGCAACCUGAACCGCCUGACUGAUCUGCUGUCCCUCUACAAAUGGAACAUUGCCGGCGUGCUGCUAACAAUAACGUCCCAGGUAAUGAUAUGCAUGACCCUGGAGUAUCCACAGCAGAUACCCAUCUAUGUGACCAUGGCACCGCUCAUCCUGCUGCUCUCGACGGCCAUUGUCUAUGUGGGCGGAAAGCUGAGGCGGCGCGAAGGCUGGCUGCAUUGAAAGGAACACAGCAACAUGCUACACUUAUCUCUAUAUAUAUUUAUGUAUUAAGUCUAAAUGUAAUUCACAUUAAAAAUGUA
Drosophila novamexicana is the source of this 490-nucleotide messenger RNA. RefSeq names its product transmembrane protein 60. The record is from RefSeq and is a predicted model, not a curated record. The coding region runs from base 15 to 410 and encodes 131 amino acids. The transcript has a single exon. Lineage: Eukaryota; Metazoa; Arthropoda; Insecta; Diptera; Drosophilidae.